AUGUGGAAGCUGAAGAUCGGAGCUGAGGCGGGACAAGACCCUCACUUGUUCAGCACCAACAAUUAUCUCGGGAGGCAAAUUUGGGAGUUUGAUGCUGACGCAGGCUCUCCAGAGGAAGUAGCCGAGGUAGAGGAGGCUCGACGGAAUUUCUCAGCCAAUCGGUCACAUUACAAGGCCAGUGCGGAUCUCCUGUGGCGUAUGCAGUUUCUAAGGGAGAAAAAAUUCGAGCAAAAUAUUCCGCGAGUGGUAAUAGAUGAUGCAGAGAAAAUAGCGUAUGAAGACGCAGAGAAAGCACUAAGAAGAGGUUUACUCUAUAUGGCAGCGUUGCAGGCUGAUGAUGGACAUUGGCCUGCUGAAAACUCUGGUUGCAUGUUCUUUAUAGCCCCCUUUGUUAUAUGCUUAUAUGUCACGGGCCAUCUGGAUAAAAUCUUCUCUGAAGAACAUCGAAAAGAGUUGUUACGUUACAUGUACAACCAUCAGAACGAGAAUGGUGGCUGGGGAAUACACGUAGAAAGCCACAGUUUUAUGUUCAGCACGGUCCUUAAUUAUAUUUGCUUAAAAAUAUUUGAGGUAGAAGCAGAUCAUGAUGGUAAAAGUGCUUGUACAAUGGCUCGUAAAUGGAUCCUCGACCAUGGUGGGGCUACCUAUACGCCACUGCUCGGAAAAGCUUGGCUUUCUGUUCUUGGAGUUUAUGAUUGGUCUGGCUGCAAACCUAUCCCGCCUGAGUUCUGGCUCCUUCCGCAUUCUUCUCCUAUUAAUGGAGGUACUGUAUGGAUCUAUUUGCGGGACGUUUUCAUGGGUUUAUCAUACUUGUAUGGUAAAAAGUUUGUAGCCGCACCUACACCACUCAUUCUACAGGUCCGUGAAGAGAUUUAUCCUCAGCCUUACGAAGAGAUAUGUUGGAGCCAAGCUCGCAAUCUAUGCGCAAAGGAAGAUCUUUACUUUCCACAGUCAUUUGUACAAGACUGGUUUUGGAACAUUGUUCAUAUGUUUUCGGAGAAUAUCUUCAACCUUUGGCCUUUCAACAAGCUCAUAAGGCACAAAGCUCUCCAAAAAACGAUGGAAAUCAUUCACUACCAUGACGAAGCCACCCAAUACAUAACCGGUGGUGCUAUCCCAAAGCCAUUUCACAUGCUUGCCUGUUGGGUUGAAGACCCAAAGAGUCAUUAUUUUAAGAAACAUCUGGCUCAAGUCCCAGGCUUCUUAUGGAUUGGCGAGGAUGGCCUGAAAAUUCAGACUUUUGGUAGCCAAAUAUGGGAUACAGCCUUCUUGCUACAAGUGAUGUUAGCUGCUGAUGUUAAUAAUGAGAUUAGAUCAACGCUUAUAAAGGGAUACUCCUACUUGAGGAAAUCUCAGAUUACAGAGAAUCCUCCUGGUGACUUUAUCAAAAUGUUUCGAAACAUAUCGAAAGGAGGUUGGAGUUUUUCAGACAAAGAUCAAGGAUGGCCCGUUAGUGAUUGUAUUUCUGAGAGUUUAAAGUGUUGCCUGAUCUUUGAAAGCAUGCCGUCUGAGUUCAUUGGCGAGAAAAUGGAUGUGGAGAGGCUUUAUGAUGCCAUCAAUAUACUUCUCUCUUUGCAGAGCAAUAACGGAGGUAUAGCAAUAUGGGAGCCAGCGCCUGGGAAAACCUGGCUAGAGGUACCAUUUAUUUCUUUUAAUUGCUGUAAUUUAAUAUAUGUUUCAAAAUGCACGGGGUCGGCCAUAGUGGCAUUAUUGCAAUUUAUGGAACAGUUUCCCGACCAUAGAAGGGAAGAAAUCGAAGGGUUUAUAACAAAAGGAGUGAAAUAUAUAGAGGGCUUGCAAAUGCCUAAUGGUUCAUGGUAUGGAAACUGGGGUGUAUGCUUCAUUUAUGGGACCUUCUUUGCGGUCCGAGGUUUGGUGGCUGCAGGCAAGACUUACCAUAACUGUGAGACGAUCCGUAGAGCGGUUCGGUUUAUUCUUGGGACACAAAACAUUGAAGGUGGUUGGGGAGAGAGUUAUCUCUCUUGUCCCGGAAAAAAAUAUAUUCCCUUGGAUGGAAAUAAGACCAAUGUGGUGAAUACAGGACAAGCAAUGAUGGCUCUAAUUAUGGGUGAUCAAAUGGAGAGAGACCCUUUGCCUGUUCACCGUGCUGCCAAAGUGUUGAUUAAUUCACAGUUGGAUAAUGGUGAUUUCCCACAACAGGAAAUGAGGGGAGCAUACAAGAUGAAUUUGCUGCUGCAUUACCCAGCUUACAGAAACAUGUUUAGUCUUUGGGCACUCACAUAUUACACAAAAGCUCUUCGGACGACUUGA
Molecule: messenger RNA, 2271 nt
Organism: Eruca vesicaria subsp. sativa (arugula)
Lineage: Eukaryota; Viridiplantae; Streptophyta; Magnoliopsida; Brassicales; Brassicaceae
Source: the annotation of a GenBank genome assembly